UGCUAAAUGUGGAAGCAUAGCUCACGCCCUCAGGAUAUUCGAGCAUGUAGUCGACAAGGAUGUAGUUGUUUGGAGUACCAUUAUAAAGGGUUACGGAUUGCACGGCUGUGGGCAUGUAGCUAUCAGGUUCUUCAAUGAGAUGAAGCAUUCCGGAGUGAAGCCAAAUGAUGUUACAUUUAUAGGAUUGCUAUCGGCUUGCAAUCAUGCUGGGCUUGUGGAGGAGGGUUGGGGUUAUUUCCACUCCAUGAGAAGCCAUGGGAUUGAACCUCGACAUCAACAUUAUGCGUGUGUUGUCGAUCUCAUUUCUCGUGCUGGGAAGCUCGAGCAAGCAUUUGAAUUCAUCAAGGGAAUGCCGAUGGAACCCGAACUGACGGUGUGGGGUGCAUUGUUGAAUGCAUGUAAGAUCCACGGGAAUGUGAGGUUGGGGGAGUAUGCAGCCAAACAUGUUUUUGCUCUAGAGCCUCUCAAUGCUGGGCACUAUGUGAAGCUCUCCAACAUCUAUGCCUCUGCGGGCAUGUGGAGCGAUGUUGCCAAGGUCCGGGUGCUGAUGAAACAGAGGGGUGUGGUUAAGGCGAUUGGGUGCAGCACCAUUGAUCUAAAAGGCAAGCUCCAUUCGUUCCGUGCUGGGGACAGGUCUCACCCGAGAAUGAAUGAUAUACUUGCGAUGCUCGGUGAAAUGGAGAGGAAGUUGAAGGAGUCUGGAUUUGUUCCUCACUUGACUUCUGACUUGCAUGACUUGAACAUGGAAGAGAAGGAAGUUUCUUUGUACCAUCACAGCGAGAUGAUUGCGAUCGCAUUUGGUCUCAUAACAACCGAUCCUGGAUCAACGAUCAUGAUCAUGAAGAACCUUCGCUCUUGCAUGAAUUGUCAUUCUGCUACGAAGCUCAUAUCUAAACUGACAGCGAGAGAGAUAGUUGUUAGGGAUAUCAACAGGUUUCAUCAUUUCAAGAAUGGCCUUUGUUCUUGCAGGGACUACUGGUGAAGCCUGAAACAAUGACAAUGAAGAACUCAUUCAAACUGUUAAGCAAAUAGCUGCAGCAGCGGACUCUGCCCAGGAUUCAAACAAUUCAAAACUAAAUUUUUUCUCGAAGGAUAAGUGCUUCUCUCUAAUGAUCUGAGUGCAAAUUUCAAUCCAAGAUAUAACAAGUGUGCUGAUUGCCCUGGCUUUACUUUCUCCAUCUCCGAUCCCCAUUUUCCGUCGCUCUCCGACUGAUCGGCAUCUUUUUCCCCGCCUUCAUCUCCGUCGGCGGCGAUGUUGAGCUCCAAGGCUCGAUCUAGCAUACCUGAUGCCUUAAAUGGCAAGCCUCCAUCAUCGACGACCACCAGGGUUGGCAAGGUAGCUGGAAAUGGAUCGACCACCAAGUCCGACUCCACAUCGCCUUCUUCUGUGGCAAAGCUAUCUUCUCCUCUUCCAAAGUCACAUACUUUUGACCGAUUUUCUACUUCACCAAAGCUUCACGCUUUGCUUGAGCGAUCAUCAAAGGCAGUUGACUCAAAAACGACAAUCAAGAGCAGCAUGUCUUCUCAUUCUUCUCCUGCAGUGAAGCCUCGCCCUUCAGUUGACAGAUCGCCAAUUUCUGUCGAUUCCAAACCAACAAUUAAGACCACUUUCUCUCUUGAUAAGCCACAGCGAUCAUCAUCGAGAGGCACUGAGCUGCAGGCAAAGUUGGAUGCUCUUGAGGAAGAAUUGCUGAAAGCAAAGAAGGAGCUGUCUCAUGCUGAGCAAGAGAAGAUCCGCAUCACUGGGGACUUGCUUGAAGCUACGAGAUUGGCUAGUAAGGCCAAUGAGAAACUCCAAGAGGCAAUUAUUUCUAAGGAUAGUGCUGAGAAGAGCUUGGAGAUUCAGAAAUUCCGCACCGAUGAGUUGGAGCAAAUGAGCAUUGAAGCUGCACAAAAAAUGGAGGCAGCGCAUCAGGAAGAACUUGCAAGUAUCCAAGAUCAACGUGCUAUGGAUAUUUCAGCACUGCUGUCUAUGACCAAUGAACUGCAGAAAGUGAAGCUUGAUUUAGCUAAUGUUACAGACGAAAAAGAUGCCGCCCUGCGUGAAGCUGAUGGUGCAAAUAAGACUGCUAGAUCGAACUCGGAGAAGGUCAAGACCUUGUCAAAAGAAAUGAGCCGCUUAAAAUCCUUGCUUGACUCCAAGCUGGAUAAUAUGAAUAAAGAAGCAGGAGAGCGUAUUAAGAAGUUGAAUGCUGAUACCAAUGCUUUGCAAGUUGAGCUUGAAAGAGCUAAGACAGCUGAAGAGAAGUUACCUGAGAUGGAAGCACUAGUUGGACAGCUCCGAAUGGAGAUAACUGAUGCAAAGAAAGCUACAGCAGAUGCAUCCAAGGAAGUUGGAGAACUGAAAGAGGCAGUGACUUUGUUGGAAACUAAGUUGAAGGAAGCUGAUCAAUCUAAGAAAUCUGCAACUGAAUCUCUUGAGACUGCAAGAGAAAAGAUUCAAGAAUGCACCACUUUAUUGCAAGAUGCUGAAACUGAGAUUGCUGAUCUCAAAAGGAAAGUCAAACACAUGGAGAUUGAAGUGGCCAAUUGCAAAAUUGGACUCAAGGAUUCAGAGAGAAAGCUUUAUUUGUCAGAAGAAGAGGUAAUGAGCCUGAGUGAGACGGUUACAGUGCUAAAAGAUGAGGUUAAGAAACUGGAGGAGGAGAAAUUGCAGGCGCUCGACAAGGACAAGGCUGCUGCUUUUGGCAUUGAGAAACUGUUGAAGGAGAAGGACAAACUCAAUGAUGAACUUAAGACCAGUAAAGAUGAAGUGGAAACUCUUAAAAAGGCAAUGGAAGAUCUAGUUUCAGCAUUGCAUGACAAGUCUAGUGAAGCCAGAGAAAAUCAAGAAAGGCUUCUAGCAGUGCAAACUGAUAUGGAUGAUUCUCGGGUGCAGAUAGAGCAAUUGAAUUCAGCUUUCAAGAACACUGAAGAGAGAUACGAGGUCAUGCUCGAUGAAGCAAGAUACGAGAUAGUUUGCCUCAAGAAAAAUAUAGAGAAAUUUGAAACUGGAAUGGAUAAUUAUAAUGCUGAAUUGGGUGCAAAGGAGCUAAAAUUUAUCAAUGACAUCAAAAAGUUCGAAAAUGAAGUUGCUUCCCUCAAGAUUGAAAUGGAAAAGGUUCUCACUUCACUCAAUGCAGCAGAGAGAGAAGCACAAGCUGCAAAGGCAGAUGGAGCCGAGAUGACAAGCAAGUUGAAACAAGCUGAAUCUGCAGCUGCUGCUGCAUAUCAAGCAACAGAAGAUGCAAAGACGGAGACUUUGGGAUUGAAGGAAAGGCUGUUGGACAAGGAGAAUGAGUUACAGAGCAUCGCUCAAGAAAAUGCCGAUCUUCAGAUCAAGGAAACUGCUGCCCUGCAGAAAAUCAAAGAGCUUUCUUUGUUGCUCGAGGAAACCAUGGCCAAGAAAACUGAUGUGAAGAUUGAGCUACUGGAGAAUGAAAAUGAGCAUGAUACGUUACCAAUCAUCAUUUCUCAGGAUGGACCAAAAAUGAAUGAGGAGAAUGAUAAAGGAAACUACAACGACGAUGAGGAAGAUCACACAGAUGCCAUGCCCAAGGACUUCAAAUCAGAAAAGGAUCAUGAGACAGAAACUGACGACGACGAUGAUGAAUCAAGGAUUCAUAACUAUUAUGGUAGCCUUGAACAGACAAAUAGUAUGGCAGAAAGCAUUGGCCCAGGGAUUCACUCAUUCUCCAACAUCCAGCAGCAUCCCAAGAAAAAGAAUGGAAUGCUACAUAAGUUUGGGCAUCUGCUGAAGAGAGGAAGCCAGAAAGACAAAAGCCAUAAAUAGUACGCAUAUCUCAUUCAAUCAAAUACUCUACCUCUCAUGCUUUCAGGUUUAAGGAUGGAUUGGGUUUUCUGGUGCUUGCAUUGAGUUACUUAAGUGCUUGUCUGAAAGCCUGUUACAAUCAAAAAAGAAAAGAAAAAAUUAAGUUCAGAAAGAGAGAACAUCGCUACUCUGCUUCCAUAACAUAUGCAAUGAAUGGAAUGUAAUAAGUGUUUGUUGUAUGAACAGUAGUGUUUUAUUUAUAUAUUACAGUCUGAAGUUAUUCGUUUCCACA
Zingiber officinale is the source of this 4043-nucleotide messenger RNA. RefSeq names its product WEB family protein At3g02930, chloroplastic-like. The transcript is spliced from 5 exons. The record is from RefSeq and is a predicted model, not a curated record. Lineage: Eukaryota; Viridiplantae; Streptophyta; Magnoliopsida; Zingiberales; Zingiberaceae. Bases 1253 to 3772 code for a protein of 839 amino acids. Gene Ontology annotation, biological process: reciprocal meiotic recombination.